AUGACUGAUGCAGAAUUCCAGUCGAUAUUAGAUGGAGCGACAGGGAGCAAGGAGAGUGCUGCCGAGAUGGUUGAGGGUCCAGACCUCGCAUCUAAGGCAGUAGGAGACAGCAACACACCAGAAUCAACAAGGAAACUCGAAGGAGAGUCUGCGCAGCCAGUAGCAGAGGCGAAAUUUGAAAAGCCAGUGGAAACGGAACCCGAAGUUCCAAUGUUCCAGCCAAUUGCAGAGGUACUAGUAGACACAGAACCCAAAGUUCCAGUUGUCCAGCAUGAGGCAGAGAAGCCUACCGUCAUCAAGUCGAAAGUCGUGAAGAGAAAGUUGGUAUUGAAGGAUGACCCAAAGGAUGAGAGGCAGAAACCGAAACGUGUGUCGCAAAGGUGCCUGGGACGAGGGCUGACCAGGAAGGCAGGAGCCAACACUGCAAGUGAAACAGUGACAAUCUCCAGCGAUGAAGAAGGGGUAACUCCUACAAAACCUGGGGAUAAACCCAUGCCGGCUGCCGACCAGGAAGACACCCUCGAGAAGGCAGAAGUAGUACCACCUACCCCUACUAGUCAGAAAGUGGGAACUCCUACAAAACCUAGGGAGGACCCGAGCGACACACCGUUAGACAAGUCGGUGAUCAAUACCCAGGCGACCGAACCUACAGCCCUGGAGAAGCCUUCGGCGUCGACUGAGAAGAAGCCAGCUGAAGAGACUGAGGAAGAGAGAUAUCUACAAGAGAGGAAGAGGAAAGGGAAAGCCCAUUCGCGAAGAGAGGAGAUCAGCGAUGAAGAUUACACCUCAAAUGAUGAGCCUGACCCAGAGGACGACGUGUCCCUAGAAGAUGAAGAAUUUCGAGAGCAACCGCUACCUAACGACCACCGUGAACUUGUUCAUCCUCCGGUGGAGAGAUUUGAAUAUGUGUCGUGGCAGAUCGACCUCGAUGACGACCUUAUGGAGGACACGAAGCACUACAACACCACAAAGCUUCAGGAUUCCUUCGAUGACAAAGAAGACAACAGCAAGCAGAUCAAAUGCGGCAAGGGAAGCGCGUGUAGAGUUGGCAAGGCUGACAGACGUGAUGGAGAAUAUUCUCGAGGAUUAGCAAGAAGAAGGAGGAAGAGUGAGUCCGGGACUAGUAGCCAAGAAACCAAAAGGGAUGUACCACAAGAACCGGCAGAAGAUGAUGAGGACCACCAGGAAUCUGAGGAUGAUGGAAGUGACGACCAGGAGACUGUACCAAAGGAAACACCUGCACCAAACUCUGCACUUAGGAGGAGCCGGAGGAACAAAUGA
Messenger RNA from Salvia splendens (bonfire salvia), 1281 nucleotides. Its product is annotated as proteoglycan 4-like. Bases 1 to 1281 code for a protein of 426 amino acids. The transcript has 3 exons. NCBI's taxonomy places the organism in Eukaryota, Viridiplantae, Streptophyta, Magnoliopsida, Lamiales, Lamiaceae. The record is from RefSeq and is a predicted model, not a curated record.